AUGAACGUAGAAUUGUAUUCGCGCGACUUGGAGACUUUUCGAGUUCAAGAGUACAUCGACCGUCAUUCGGGUCUUCCACUUAGGUCGUACACAGUUGAUCUGCAAAGCAGUCAGUGCGAGUACUGGUUAUUUCAGACUCUUCAAUAUCCGUGUGCGUAUGUUCAUGCAUCGUGUGUGAGAUCAAACUUAAAUGUUGAUCAAUUCAUAGACGAGAUCUACAUGUUGCAACGUACAUUGCAUAUAUGGGGGAAUAAAUUUCCUGUAAUCACCGAUGUCUCAAACUGGGAAGUUCCACUGCCUGCUUUCCAGAUAGUGCCUAACCAUAGUCUCCGUAGACAUCCUACAGUUCGACCACAAUCUACGAGAAUUCGAAAUGACAUGGACGUCAGGGAGAUGGGCGAACCCAAACUAUGCAUUGUGUGUAAAGCAUCUGGACACAACCGAUCAACUGACCCACAUCGUGUCUAUAUUUCCGGUUAA
Messenger RNA from Gossypium raimondii (Peruvian cotton), 480 nucleotides. RefSeq lists its product as uncharacterized. The coding region runs from base 1 to 480 and encodes 159 amino acids. The record is from RefSeq and is a predicted model, not a curated record. Lineage: Eukaryota; Viridiplantae; Streptophyta; Magnoliopsida; Malvales; Malvaceae. The transcript has a single exon.